UAUACAUUCAUCCACGGAGUAGUACGAACAACUGGCUCACUACAUAUUGAUAUUGGAUAUUGGAUUAAGUGUUAAGAGAGCGGGAGGAUUGGAAUUUGUUAGGCGUUUUCACUGUGAUCGUCAAGAUCUUCGAGCUCAUGACCACCAUGUUUAACCAGAUAUUUUAGGUAUUCUUGUCACACAGAUAAUUAAUUCUAGUUGUCUUGACAGACUGCAACUUCAAACAAGAUGGAUGUACAAUUAUCGCUUAUGAACUUCAGCGAAAAGUUUUAUGGGAAGAUAUUGGAAGAAAACAAGAGUAAGAUAGUCUUCCAUAGUACACUGGUUAGUAUGCUUAGAAAAACUGGAGAAUACUUUCCUCUCUCCUUUCAAUAUCUAUACUACCCUCGGAAUGGUUCUGUCUGGCAGUGCAUUGAACACAAAGGCUGAGAUAAUGAAAACAAUGCAAUUAUCUGAAUGCUUAGAACAUGAUAAAGUUCAUAGCGGAAUAAGUGAACUUCUCAAUAACUGUUCAAAACGUGGUGGUGUUAACAUUAUCCUUAGCAGUGGACUUUUCGUUGAACGUGAUGUUAGUAUCAAGCAGCAAUUCGAAAUUUAUUUGAAGACUUACUAUAAUGCACUGAUAGAACAUAUGACAUUUCAGACGGACAUAGAAUGUGCUCGUAAACGAAUAAACAAGUGGGUUAGUGAACAAACCAACGGAAAGAUCCAACAACUCCUCUCACCUGGGUCUCUAGAAGAAGACACACGGGUUGUAGUGUUAGCUACUACAUAUUUCAAAGGUUUAUGGAAAUCGGCUUUUCCUGUGCGAAACUCUCACGUUGAUAAGUUUUUUCGUCUAGACAGGUCAAAAAUAGACGUAAGGUUUAUGUAUAUUAAUUCCUCAUUCGGCAUGGUCAGCCUGCCACAUUUGAAGUCACGAGCUAUCAAGAUACCUUUCAAGAGUCCUAAAUUCUCAUUAUUGGUCGUUCUUCCAAACACAAAUGACGGAUUACCUGAUUUACUGAAAUCAUUGUGUAAAGACAAAGGAAUUUCAUCAAUUCUUUCUUCUAACUUUACGGAUACCAGUAUACAUUUGUACUUACCAAAGUUCAAACUGAAGGAAGGCAGUGCUAUAAGCCUUGUAGACUAUCUACAGAAAAUGGGAAUGAGAGAGGCUUUUUGUCCAGGAUCAGCUAACUUUACAAACAUGUCUGAAUCAAGUAAUUUUUGUAUAGGAGAUAUACUUCAUAAGGCUAUUCUCGAAAUGGAUGAGCGAGGUGCAGUGGCAGCUGCAGCCACUUCUGUAGAAGUUAUUAAUCUUUGUUUAUGUGAAUCUGAAGAACCUGAUGAGGAAUUCCGUGUUGAUCAUCCAUUCUUCAUUUCAAUUAUAUGGAACAAUACUGUGCCAGUAUUUCUUGGACAUGUAGUAGCUCCAACGGAAUAGUAGCCUAAGUAGUAUAUUCAAUAAUUAAAAAUAUUUUACUGAUCAAAUCAGUGUUUAAAUACUUUCUUAACUUUAUCUAAUCGUUUAUUCGUGAUCUUUAUACCUUUAAUAUUGAACAGUUCUAAUGAGCAGUUGCUUAUAAUUUCAUGGACAUGAUAUGUUUUUUUUCAAUGACUCCUUUGAAUGUUGUCACUUAGAAGCCGUUGAUCAAGGUAACUACAAAUGUUUUGUUAUUUUGUCAUACAGAAUUUAUUAAAUUUCAUUUCCAUUAAUUUCUUGUUGUUUGUGAAUAAUAUAAGUCGACUACAUUAAGGAAUUUCAUUUGCUGACUAAUUCA
Schistosoma bovis is the source of this 1763-nucleotide messenger RNA. The record is from the annotation of a GenBank genome assembly. Lineage: Eukaryota; Metazoa; Platyhelminthes; Trematoda; Strigeidida; Schistosomatidae.